Messenger RNA from Rangifer tarandus platyrhynchus (Svalbard reindeer), 14952 nucleotides. Lineage: Eukaryota; Metazoa; Chordata; Mammalia; Artiodactyla; Cervidae. The record is from the annotation of a GenBank genome assembly.
AUGGACUUGGCAGCAGACAGGGCUCCUGGCCGCCCGUGGCUCCCGCUGCCCACUUUAACGCUAUUUCAGCUCCUUCGGGUCUUUUGGCUGCUGGCGCUGCUCCCGGGGCCCGUCCGGGUCAGCGGGGCGGAGCAGCGCCAGCUGUUCCAGGUGCUGGAGGAGCAACCUCCCGGCACGCUGGUGGGUACCAUCCAGACGCGCCCGGGCUUCACCUACAGGCUCAGCGAAAGCCACGCCCUGUUUGCUAUAAACGGUAGCACCGGGGCCCUGUACACCACUGCGACCAUCGACCGCGAGAGCCUGCCCAGCGACGUGAUCAACCUGGUGGUUCUUUCCAGCUCACCCACCUACCCCACCGAAGUGCGGGUGUUGGUGCGGGACCUCAAUGACAACGCCCCGGUCUUCCCAGAACCCUCGAUUGUGGUCACUUUCAAGGAAGACAGCAGCAGCGGGCGGCAAGUCAUCUUGGAUACCGCCACCGACUCGGACAUCGGCUCCAAUGGCGUUGACCACCGGUCCUAUCGCAUCAUCCAGGGCAACGAGGCGGGUCGCUUCCGCCUGGAUAUCACCCUGAACCCGAGCGGCGAGGGCGCGUUCCUGCACCUGGUGUCCAAGGGCGGGCUGGACCGCGAGGUCACACCGCAGUACCAGCUGUUGGUGGAAGUGGAGGACAAGGGCGAGCCCAAGCGGCGGGGCUACCUGCAGGUAAACGUGAGUGUGCAGGACAUUAAUGACAACCCCCCGGUUUUUGGCAGUUCCCACUACCAGGCGGGGGUGCCUGAGGACGCCGCGGUGGGCUCCAGCGUCCUCCAGGUGGCGGCGGCGGACGCGGACGAGGGCACCAACGCGGAUAUCCGCUAUCGGCUUCAGGACGAGGGGACCCCCUUCCAAAUGGACCCCGAAACGGGGCUCAUCACGGUGCGGGAGCCCUUGGACUUCGAGGCCCGGCGCCAGUACUCGCUUACCGUGCAGGCUAUGGACCGAGGCGUGCCUUCCCUCACGGGGCGUGCCGAGGCGCUGAUUCAACUGCUGGACGUCAACGACAAUGACCCGGUGGUAAAAUUCCGCUACUUCCCCGCCACCUCGCGCUACGCCUCGGUAGAUGAGAACGCGCAAGUGGGCACGGUGGUGGCUCUGCUCACCGUGACGGACGCAGACUCCCCAGCGGCCAACGGGAACAUCUCCGUGCAGAUCCUCGGGGGCAACGAGCAGCGCCACUUUGAGGUGCAGAGGAGCAAAGUGCCGAACCUGAGUCUCAUCAAAGUUGCCAGCGCCCUAGACCGGGAGCGCAUCCCUUCUUACAACCUGACGGUUUCUGUCUCGGAUAACUACGGGGCGCCCCCUGGCGCAGCGGUCCAGGCGCGCUCUUCCGUGGCGAGUUUGGUGAUUUUCGUUAAUGACAUCAAUGACCACCCUCCCGUGUUUGCCCAGCAAGUGUACAGAGUGAACCUGAGCGAGGAGGCGCCCCCGGGAAGCUAUGUGAGUGGCGUGUCCGCCACUGACGGCGACUCUGGUCUCAAUGCUAACCUGCGUUACAGCAUCGUCUCUGGUAAUGGCCUGGGUUGGUUCCACAUCAGUGAACACAGCGGUUUGGUGACCACUGGGCUUGCCGGGGGCUUGGACCGUGAACUUGCUUCCCAGAUCGUACUGAAUAUCAGUGCUCGGGACCAGGGGGUUCACCCCAAGGUCUCCUAUGCCCAGCUUGCUGUGACUCUGCUGGAUGUGAAUGAUGAGAAGCCAGUGUUUAGCCAGCCAGAAGGAUAUAAUGUGUCUGUGGUUGAGAAUGCCCCUACUGGGACUGAACUACUGGUGCUUGGGGCCACCGAUGGGGACCUGGGUGACAAUGGGACAGUGCGAUUCUCCCUGCAGGAAGCUGAGACCGACCAGAGGUCCUUUCGCCUGGAUCCUGUGUCUGGGAGGUUGAGUACUAUCUCCUCUUUGGACAGGGAGGAACAAGCUUUCUACUCCCUGUUGGUGCUGGCCACAGAUCUGGGGUCCCCUCCCCAGUCAUCAAUGGUUCGCAUAAAUGUGAGCCUCCUGGAUAUUAACGACAACAGCCCUGUGUUCUACCCAGUCCAAUACUUUGCUCAUAUUCAGGAGAAUGAGCCUGGAGGUAGCUACAUCACCACCGUGUCUGCCACUGACCCAGACUUGGGUCUCAAUGGAACCAUCAAAUAUAGUAUAUCAGCUGGGGACAGGUCUCGGUUUCAGGUCAAUGCUCAGAGUGGGGUUAUUUCUACAAGAAUGGCCCUAGACAGAGAAGAAAAAACUGCUUACCAGUUGCAAAUAGUGGCUACUGAUGGUGGCAAUUUGCAGUCUCCCAACCAGGCGAUAGUAACCAUCACUGUGUUGGACACUCAAGACAACCCGCCUGUAUUCAGCCAGGCUGCCUACAGCUUCGUGGUCUUUGAGAAUGUGGCCCUGGGAUAUCAUGUGGGUAGUGUGUCCGCAUCCACCAUGGAUCUCAAUUCCAACAUCAGUUAUCUCAUUACUACCGGGGAUCAGAAAGGUAUGUUUGCUAUCAACCAGGUUACUGGGCAGCUUACCACAGCAAGUGUGAUUGACAGAGAAGAGCAAUCCUUUUAUCAGCUAAAAGUAGUAGCCAGUGGGGGCACAGUGACUGGAGACUCUAUGGUUAAUAUAACAGUUAAGGAUUUGAAUGACAACUCUCCCCAUUUCCUUCAGGCAGUAGAGAGUGUGAAUGUGGUUGAAAAUUGGCAGGCAGGUCACAGCAUUUUCCAAGCCAAAGCUGUGGACCCCGAUGAAGGUGUCAAUGGGAUGGUACUCUAUAGCCUGAAGCAAAACCCCAAGAAUCUCUUUACUAUCAAUGAAAGGAAUGGUAAUAUUAGUCUGCUAGGACCCCUGGAUGUUCAUGCUGGUUCCUACCAGAUAGAGAUCUUAGCAUCUGAUAUGGGUGUUCCCCAGCUCUCCUCUAGUUUCAUCUUAACAGUGUAUGUCCAUGAUGUAAAUGACAACCCACCAGUGUUUGACCAGCUUUCUUAUGAGGUCACCCUUUCUGAGUCAGAACCUGUGAAUUCUCGAUUCUUUAAAGUGCAAGCUUUUGAUAAGGAUUCAGGAGCAAAUGGUGAAAUUGCGUACAGCAUUGCUGAAGGCAAUACCGGGGAUGCUUUCGGCAUAUUCCCAGAUGGUCAAUUGUAUAUAAAAAGUGAACUGGACCGUGAACUUCAAGACAGAUAUGUUUUACUGGUUGUUGCUUCUGACAGAGCUGUGGAACCCCUUAGUGCUACUGUGAAUGUUACUGUAAUUUUAGAAGAUGUAAAUGAUAACAGACCUCUUUUUAACAGUACCAAUUACACAUUUUAUUUUGAAGAAGAACAGAGACCUGGGUCGUUUGUGGGCAAAGUAAGUGCCGUAGAUAAAGACUUUGGGCCAAAUGGAGAAGUAAGGUAUUCUUUUGAAACGGUGCAGCCAGAUUUUGAGUUGCAUGCCAUUAGUGGGGAAAUUACAAAUACCCAUCAGUUUGACAGGGAGUCUCUUAUGAGGCGGAGGGGGACUGCGGUGUUUAGCUUUACAAUCAUCGCAAUAGAUCAGGGGCUCCCUCAGCCUCUUAAAGAUCAGGCCACGGUACAUGUUUACAUGAAGGAUAUAAAUGAUAAUGCUCCCAAAUUUUUAAAAGACUUUUACCAAGCAACAAUAUCAGAGUCAGCAGCCAACCUGACACAGGUUUUAAGAGUAUCUGCCUCAGAUGUUGAUGAAGGUAAUAAUGGACUUAUUCACUAUUAUAUAAUAAAAGGAAAUGAAGAAAGACAGUUUGCUAUAGACAGCACCUCUGGUCAGGUGACACUGAUUGGCAGAUUAGACUAUGAAGCCACACCUGCCUAUUCCCUUGUAAUUCAAGCAGUGGAUUCAGGAGCAGUCUCCCUCAAUUCAACCUGUACCUUAAAUAUUGAUAUUUUAGAUGAAAAUGACAAUACCCCUUCUUUCCCUAAGUCAACAUUAUUCGUUGAUGUUUUGGAAAACAUGAGAAUCGGUGAACUCGUGUCCUCUGUUACUGCAACUGAUUCAGAUUCAGGUGACAAUGCUGACUUACAUUACAGCAUCACUGGGACUAACAACCAUGGAACUUUCAGCAUUAGCCCAAACACUGGGAGUAUUUUUCUUGCCAAAAAAUUGGACUUUGAAACACAGUCUUUGUACAAAUUAAAUAUAACAGCAAAAGACCAAGGAAGGCCUCCUCGUUCAUCUACAAUGUCGGUGGUUAUACAUGUGAGAGACUUCAAUGACAAUCCUCCUACCUUUCCUCCUGGGGAUAUUUUCAAGUCUAUUGUUGAGAACAUCCCCAUUGGAACAUCUGUCAUUUCUGUGACUGCACAUGACCCCGAUGCAGACAUUAAUGGGCAACUCUCCUAUACAAUCAUCCAGCAGAUGCCACGGGGCAACCACUUUGGCAUAGAUGAAGUCAAAGGCACUAUCUAUACUAAUGCUGAGAUAGAUCGGGAAUUUGCUAACCUCUUUGAGUUAACUGUUAAAGCCAGUGAUCAAGCUGUGCCUAUAGAAACUAGACGGUAUGCUUUGAAAAACGUGACUAUUUUGGUCACAGACCUCAAUGACAAUGUCCCAAUGUUUAUAUCACAAAAUGCCCUGGCUGCAGACCCUUCGGCUGUGAUUGGUUCUGUUCUGACCACAAUCAUGGCUGCUGACCCAGAUGAAGGGGCGAAUGGAGAGGUGGAGUAUGAGAUCAUCAAUGGUGACACAGACACCUUCAUUGUGGAUCGCUAUAGUGGAGACCUGAGAGUGGCUUCAGCGCUGGUGCCUUCUCAGCUGAUCUAUAAUCUCAUAGUUUCAGCCACAGACCUUGGCCCUGAAAGGAGGAAAUCAACCACUGAAUUGACCGUCAUUCUUCAGGGCCUUGAUGGACCUGUUUUUACGCAACCCAAAUAUAUAACCAUUUUGAAGGAGGGAGAACCCAUUGGCACCAAUGUGAUAUCAAUAGAAGCAGCUAGCCCUAGAGGAUCUGAAGCCCCAGUGGAGUAUUAUAUUGUCUCAGUCCGUUGUGAGGAAAAAACUGUUGGACGGCUCUUUACUAUUGGACGACGGAGUGGCAUCAUUCAGACUGCAGCCAUACUGGACCGGGAGCAAGGAGCAUGUCUUUACCUGGUGGAUGUUUAUGCCAUAGAAAAGUCAACUGCUUUCCCCAGAACACAGAGAGCAGAGGUAGAAAUAACACUUCAAGAUAUCAAUGACAAUCCACCAGUGUUCCCAACAGACAUGCUGGAUCUCACAGUGGAGGAGAAUAUAGGAGAUGGUUCUAAGAUUAUGCAGCUGACAGCCAUGGAUGCUGAUGAGGGUGCAAAUGCUCUUGUCACAUAUACAAUCAUCAGUGGAGCCGAUGACAGUUUCCGAAUUGACCCUGAAUCUGGAGAUCUGAUAGCUACCAAGAGACUGGACAGAGAACGUCGUUCCAAAUAUUCCUUGCUGGUUCGUGCGGAUGAUGGUCUUCAGUCGUCAGAUAUGAGAAUAAAUAUUACUGUCAGUGAUGUGAAUGACCACACACCCAAGUUCUCCAGGCCUGUGUACUCUUUUGACAUCCCAGAAGACACAACCCCAGGUUCUUUGGUAGCAGCUAUUUUAGCUACAGAUGAUGACUCUGGUGUGAAUGGAGAAAUUACAUAUAUUGUGAAUGAAGAUGAUGAAGAUGGCAUAUUUUUCCUGAAUCCAGUUACUGGAGUCUUUAAUUUGACUCGAAUGUUGGAUUAUGAAGCACAGCAAUAUUAUAUCCUCACUGUUCGGGCUGAAGACGGCGGGGGACAAUUUACUACCAUCAGGGUUUACUUCAACAUACUAGAUGUAAAUGAUAACCCACCCAUUUUCAGCUUGAAUUCAUACAGCACAUCUUUAAUGGAGAAUCUACCUCUAGGAUCUACUGUUCUUGUGUUGAAUGUUACCGAUGCAGAUGAUGGCAUUAACUCCCAGUUGGCUUACAGCAUUGCUUCUGGUGAUAGCCUUGGGCAGUUUACAGUUGACAAGAAUGGGGUAUUGAAAGUUCUAAAACCUUUGGACCGGGAGAGUCAGUCCUUCUACAAUCUGGUUGUUCAAGUGCAUGACCUGCCACAGCUCCCAGCCUCCAGGUUCACAAGCACUGCUCAAAUCUCCAUUAUUUUGCUGGAUGUCAAUGAUAACCCCCCAACCUUUCUUUCCCCUAAAUUGACCUACAUUCCAGAAAAUACACCUAUUGAUACCAUUGUUUUCAAAGCACAAGCAACUGACCCAGACAGCGGCCCAAACUGCUACAUUGAAUACACCCUACUGAACCCUUCGGGAAAUAAGUUCACUAUCGGGACCAUCGAUGGAGAAGUAAGGCUCACUGGAGAGCUAGACAGAGAGGAGGUUUCCAAUUAUACGCUCACGGUGGUGGCUACGGACAAAGGUCACCCAUCUCUGUCUUCAUCUACAGAGGUGGUAGUUAUGGUACUUGACAUCAACGAUAAUAACCCUGUUUUUGAACAGGCCAUGUAUAAAGUGGAGAUUAAUGAAAAUACACUUACUGGAACGGAUAUAAUACAAGUAUUCGCGGCAGAUGGAGAUGAAGGUACAAAUGGACAGGUCCGCUAUGGCAUUGUUGAUGGUAAUGCCAAUCAGGAAUUUCGGAUCGACUCAGUCACAGGGGCAAUCACCGUGGCUAAGCCUUUGGAUCGCGAGAAGACACCUACUUACUCUUUAACUGUUCAGGCAACAGAUCGGGGCAGCACCCCCAGAACUGAUACCUCUACCGUCCGCAUUGUUCUACUGGAUGUUAAUGAUUUUGUCCCCAUAUUUGAGCUAUCUCCAUAUUCUGUAAAUGUCCCUGAGAAUCUGGGAACAUUACCCAGAACAGUUCUUCAGGUGGUGGCAAGAGAUGAUGAUCAAGGUUCCAACAGCAAACUCUCGUAUGUUCUAUUCGGUGGUAAUGACGACAAUGCUUUUACUCUCUCAGCUAAUGGAGAACUUCGAGUAACACAGAGUUUGGACCGUGAAACAAAGGAACAUUUUGUCUUGCUGAUCACAGCUACAGAUUCAGGAUCCCCUGCCCUGACCGGAACUGGAACAAUCAAUGUCAUAGUGGAUGACAUCAACGACAAUGUCCCCACUUUUGCCAGUAAAAUGUAUUUCACAACAAUUCCUGAAGAUGCACCAACUGGGACAGAUGUUAUAUUGGUAAAUGCCUCAGAUAUUGAUGCUUCAACCAAUGCGGUUAUCAGUUAUAGGAUCAUUGGUGGAAAUUCUCAGUUCACCAUCAACCCAUCCACAGGACAAAUCAUCACCAGCGCAUUGCUAGACAGGGAAACAAAAGAGAAUUAUACUUUAGUGGUUGUUGCCAGCGAUUCUGGGUCCCCGGAACCUCUUUCCAGUUCCAGCAGUGUGCUCGUCACAGUGACUGAUGUCAAUGACAACCCACCAAGAUUUCAGCAUCACCCGUAUGUCACACACAUCCCAUCUCCUACUCCGCCAGGUUCCUUCGUCUUUGCAGUUACUGUCACGGAUGCUGAUAUUGGACUGAAUUCUGAACUCCAUUAUUCUCUUUCGGGUAGAAACUCUGAGAAAUUUCACAUUGACACCCUGAGAGGAGCUAUUAUGGCAGCCGGACCACUAAAUGGCACUUCAGAAGUGACAUUUUCUGUCCACGUAAAAGAUGGUGGCUCAGUCCCAAAAACAGAUUCUACAACAGUGACUGUUCGAUUUGUGAACAAAGCAGAUUUCCCUAAAGUCAAAGCCAAAGAACAGACUUUCAUGUUUCCUGAAAACCAACCAGUAGGCACUCUUGUCACUACUGUAACAGGGUCCUCCUUGAGAGGAGAACCUUUGUCCUAUUAUAUUGCAAGUGGCAAUCUUGGCAACACACUCCAGAUUGAUCAGUUAACAGGACAGGUUUCCAUAAGUCAGCCUCUAGAUUUUGAAAAGAUACAAAAAUAUGUUGUAUGGAUAGAAGCCAGAGAUGGAGGUUUUCCUCCUUUCUCCUCCUAUGAGAAGCUUGACAUAACAGUGUUAGAUGUCAAUGAUAAUCCUCCUGUCUUUAAGGAAGAUCCAUUUGUAUCUGAAAUAUUAGAAAACCUUUCUCCUCGAAAAAUACUCACUGUUUCUGCAGUGGACAAGGACAGUGGGCCCAAUGGACAGUUAGAUUAUGAAAUCAUUAAUGGCAACAAAGAACAUAGUUUCAGUAUCAAUCAUGCCACUGGCGAAAUUAGAAGCAUUCGACCUUUAGACAGGGAAAAAAUCUCUCAGUAUGUGCUUAUUGUAAAGUCCUCAGACAGAGGCUCCCCUUCUCAGAGUACCUCAGUAAAAGUCAUCAUUAACAUUUUAGAUGAAAAUGAUAAUGCCCCGAGGUUUUCGCAAAUAUUCAGUGCCCAUAUUCCUGAAAAUUCCCCACUAGGGUACACAGUUACACGUGUCACAACUUCUGAUGAAGACAUUGGUGUAAAUGCAAUUAGUAGAUAUUCUAUAAUGGACACAAGUCUUCCAUUUACCAUUAAUCCCAGCACUGGGGAUAUAGUAAUUAGUAGACCUUUAAAUAGAGAAGAUACAGACCGUUACAGAAUCCGAGUUUCUGCACAUGACUCUGGAUGGACUGUAAGUACAGAUGUCACAAUAUUUGUGACAGAUGUCAAUGACAAUGCUCCAAGAUUUAGCAGACCCUCUUAUUAUUUAGAUUGCCCUGAACUUACUGAAAUUGGCUCCAGAGUGACUCAGGUAUCUGCGACAGACCCUGAUGAGGGAUCAAACGGACAAGUGUUUUAUUUUAUAAAAUCUCAGUCAGAGUACUUCAGGAUUAAUGCCUCCACAGGAGAGAUUUUCAAUAAACAGGUCUUAAAAUAUCAAAAUGUCAGUGGCUUCAGCAACGUGAACAUCAACAGACAUAGUUUUAUCGUGACAUCUUCAGAUCGAGGUAAUCCUGCAUUACUUAGUGAGACAACAGUUACCAUAAACACAGUGGACAGUAAUGACAAUGCACCACAAUUUCUUAAAACUAAAUAUUUUACUCCAGUCACCAAACAUGUUAAAGUUGGAACAAAGUUAAUCAAAGUUACUGCAGUAGAUGAUAAAGAUUUUGGCUUGAAUUCUGAAGUGGAGUAUUUCAUUUUGAACGAGAAUCAUUUGGGAAAAUUUAAGUUAGACAAUAAUACAGGGUGGAUUUCAGUAGCAGCUCCCCUGACAUCUGACCUGAAUCAAAACUUUUUGAUCACUGUCACUGCAAAAGAUAAGGGGAACCCUCCACUUUCAUCCCAAACAACUGUUCAAAUAAUUGUAACGGAGGAAAACUACCACACACCUGAAUUCUCUCAAAAUCACAUGAGUGCAACCAUCCCUGAAAGCCAUAGUGUCGGAGCCAUUGUUAGAACUGUUUCUGCAAGAGAUAGAGACACAGCUAUGAAUGGCUUGAUUAGGUACAGUAUUUCCUCAGGAAAUGAAGAAGGCAUCUUUGCAAUCAAUUCCUCCACAGGUGUAUUAACACUCGCCAAAGCCCUUGAUUAUGAGCUCUGCCAGAAGCAUGAGAUGACUGUUAGUGCCACAGAUGGAGGAUGGGUCUCAAGGACUGGUUACUGCAGUGUGACUGUAAAUGUGAUUGAUGUGAAUGACAAUUCUCCAGUAUUUCUCCCUGAUGAAUAUUUCCCCACUGUUUUGGAAAAUGCCCCCAGUGGGACAACAGUUAUCCACCUAAAUGCAACGGAUGCUGACUCUGGCUCCAAUGCUGUGAUUGCCUACACUAUACAGUCAUCUGAUAGUGACCUCUUUGUCAUUGACCCCAACACUGGAGUCGUCACCACUCAAGGCUUCUUGGAUUUUGAAACCAAGCAGAGCUACCAUCUUACUGUGAAAGCUUUCAAUGUCCCCGAUGAGGAGAGGUGCAGUUUUGCCACUGUUAAUAUCCAAUUAAAAGGGACAAAUGAAUACGUGCCUCGUUUUGUUUCCAAACUUUACUAUUUUGAAAUCUCAGAAGCAGCUCCUAAAGGUACUAUUGUUGGAGAAGUAUUUGCCAGUGACCGUGACUUGGGCAGUGAUGGGGAGGUUCAUUAUUUGAUUUUUGGUAACAGUAGAAAGAAGGGUUUCCAGAUCAACAAGAAGACGGGACAGAUAUAUGUGUCUGGACUUCUUGAUAGAGAAAAAGAAGAAAGGGUAUCUUUGAAGGUACUGGCCAAGAAUUUUGGCAGCAUUCGGGGUGCAGACAUAGAUGAGGUCACUGUGAAUGUCACUGUGCUUGAUGCCAAUGACCCCCCCGUUUUUAGUCUAAACAUCUACAGCGUUCAGAUCAGUGAAGGGGUGCCCACGGGGACUCAUGUGACCUUUGUCAGUGCCUUCGACUCAGACUCUGUUCCCAGCUGGAGUAGGUUUUCUUACUUCAUAGGAUCAGGGAAUGAAAAUGGUGCCUUUUCCAUUAAUCCACAGACAGGACAGAUCACCGUUACUGCAGAGUUAGAUCGAGAAACCCUACCCAUCUACAAUCUCACGGUUUUGGCUGUGGAUUCAGGGACCCCUUCUGCUACCGGAAGUGCCUCUUUAUUAGUCACCCUGGAAGAUAUAAACGAUAACGGGCCUAUGUUGACCAUCAGGGAGGGGGAAGUGAUGGAAAACAAACGCCCAGGAACUCUGGUGAUGACCCUUCAGUCCACAGAUCCAGAUCUCCCUCCCAAUCAAGGCCCCUUUACCUACUAUCUGAUGAGCACAGGUCCUGCCACCAAUUAUUUUAGUCUGAACACUGCGGGAGUUCUGAGCACCACCCGAGAGAUUGACAGAGAGCAGAUCUCCGACUUCUAUCUGUCCGUGGUCACCAGGGAUUCUGGCGUGCCUCAGAUGUCUUCCACGGGGACCGUGCAUAUCACAGUCAUAGACCAAAAUGACAACCCAUCACAGUCUCGGACGGUGGAGAUAUUUGUUAAUUAUUAUGGUAACUUGUUCCCUGGUGGGGCUUUAGGCUCCGUGAAGCCACAGGAUCCCGAUGUGUUAGACACCUUCCACUGCUCCCUGACCUCGGGAGUGACCAGCCUCUUCAGUAUUCCGAGGGGCACCUGCGAUCUGAGUUCCCAGCCGAGGUCCACAGACGGCACGUUUGAUCUGACCGUCCUUAGUAACGAUGGCGUCCACAGCACGGUCACCAGCAACAUUCGAGUUUUCUUCACUGGAUUUUCCAACGCAACAGUGGAUAAUAGCAUCCUGUUGCGUCUUGGUGUACCGACCGUGAAGGACUUCCUGACCAACCACUACCUUCAUUUCUUGCGCAUUGCCAGUGCACAACUGACGGGCCUCGGGACCGCGGUGCAACUGUAUGGGGCUUACGAAGGGCACAACAGAACGUUUCUUUUGGCAGCUGUGAAGCGAACCCACAAUCAGUACGUGAAUCCCAGUGGUGUAGCCACCUUCUUUGAAAGCAUCAAGGAGAUCCUCCUGAGGCAGAGCGGAGUGAAGGUGGAGUCUGUGGAUCACGACUCCUGUGCUCCUGGCCCAUGUCAGAACGGAGGGAGCUGUGUCAGGAGGCUGGCCGUGAGCACUGCGUUGAAGAGCCACGAGAGCCUUCCAGUCAUCAUCGUGGCCAACGAACCACUGCAGCCUUUCCUAUGCAAGUGUCUGCCAGGCUACGCGGGCAGCUGGUGUGAAAUUGACAUAGAUGAAUGCCUCCCGUCCCCUUGCCACAAUGCUGGGACCUGUCACAAUUUAGUGGGAGGGUUCUCCUGCAGCUGCCCGGCUGGCUUCACCGGCCGGGCCUGUGAGCGAGACAUCAACGAGUGCCUGCCUAGUCCCUGCAAGAACGGUGCCAUUUGCCAGAACUUUCCAGGAGGCUUCAAUUGUGUUUGCAAAACUGGAUACACAGGGAAAAUGUGUGAAUCUUCAGUCAAUUACUGUGAAUGCAACCCCUGCUUUAACGGUGGUUCCUGUCAAAGCGGUGUGGAGUCCUACUAUUGUCAUUGUCCAUUUGGUGUCUUUGGAAAACACUGCGAAUUGAAUAGUUAUGGAUUUGAGGAGUUAUCAUACAUGGAAUUCCCCAGCUUGGAUCCCAAUAACAACUAUAUUUAUGUCAAAUUUGCAACUAUUAAAAGUCAUGCUUUAUUGCUUUACAACUAUGACAACCAAACAGGGGAUCGGGCUGAGUUUCUGGCCCUUGAAAUUGCUGAAGAAAGAUUAAGAUUCUCUUAUAAUUUAGGCAGUGGUACCUAUAAACUCACCACCAUGAAGAAGGUGUCAGAUGGACAUUUUCACACUGUGAUUGCCCGGAGAGCAGGAAUGGCAGCUUCAUUAACUGUGGACUCUUGUUCUGAGAACCAAGAGGCAGGAUACUGCACUGUUAGUAAUGUGGCAGUUUCAGAUGACUGGACUCUGGAUGUUCAGCCUAAUCGAGUCACAGUUGGUGGUAUUAGAUCACUAGAAUCAAUCCUUCAGAGGAGAGGACAUGUAGAAAGUCAUGAUUUUGUUGGGUGUAUAAUGGAGUUUGCAGUCAAUGGAAGGCCUCUGGAACCCAGCCAAGCUUUGGCAGCACAAGGAAUCCUAGAUCAAUGCCCCAGACUAGAAGGCGCUUGUACUCACAGUCCCUGUCAACACGGUGGCACAUGUACAGAUUACUGGUCAUGGCAGCAGUGUCAUUGCAGGGAAGGACUGACCGGGAAAUAUUGUGAAAAAUCUAUUACCCCGGACACAGCCUUAUCGUUAGAAGGCAAAGGGCGCUUGGACUACCACAUGAGUCAGAAUGAGAAGCGGGAAUAUUUGUUGAGGCAGAGCAUCCGAGGUGCCAUGUUGGAGCCUUUUGGUGUGAACAGUCUGGAAGUAAAAUUCAGGACAAGAAGCGAGAAUGGCAUUUUAAUCCAUAUCCAAGAAAGCAGCAAUUACACUACUGUGAAGAUUAAGAAUGGCAAAGUACAUUUUACAUCGGAUGCUGGAAUUGCGGGCAAAGUAGAGAGAAAUAUUCCUGAAGUCUAUGUUGCUGAUGGCCACUGGCAUACUUUCCUAAUUGGGAAAAAUGGAACAGCCACAGUGUUGUCUGUUGACAGAAUUCAUAACAGAGACAUCAUUCACCCUACUCAGGAUUUUGGUGGCCUGGACGUGCUCACUAUAUCUCUUGGAGGAAUUCCUCCCAAUCAAGCUCAUCGAGAUGCUCAAACAGGGUUUGAUGGUUGCAUCGCUUCUAUGCUGUACGGUGGAGAGAGCCUUCCUUUCAGUGGGAAACACAGCCUGGCCUCCAUUUCUAAGACGGAUCCCUCUGUGAAGAUUGGCUGCCGCGGCCCGAACAUCUGUGCCAGCAACCCGUGCUGGGGAGACCUGCUUUGCGUCAACCAGUGGUUCGCAUACAAGUGCGUGCCCCCCGGGGACUGCGCGUCCCACCCGUGCCAGAACGGCGGCAGCUGUGAGCCAGGCCUGCACUCCGGCUUCAGCUGCGGCUGCCCGGAGUCACACACAGGGAGGACGUGCGAGAUGGCGGUGGCCUGUCUCGGCGUCUCCUGUCCUCUGGGGAGGGUGUGCAAGGCUGGGAGCCCCGGAGGCCACAUCUGUGUCCCAAGCUCGGGCCCCGAGGAGGUCUCCCUGCCCCUGUGGGCCGUGCCCGCCAUCGUGGGCAGCUGCGCUACCGUCCUGGCCCUGCUCGUCUUGGGUCUGAUCCUGUGUAAUCAGUGCAGGGGCAAGAAAGCCAACAGCCCCAAAGAGGAGAAGAAGCCGAAGGAGAAGAAGAAAAAGGGGAGUGAGAAUGUUGCUUUCGAUGACCCGGACAACAUCCCUCCCUAUGGGGAGGAUAUGACCGUGAGAAAACAGCCCGAAGGGAACCCGAAGCCAGACAUCAUUGAGAGGGAAAACCCCUACCUCAUCUACGAUGAGACUGAUCUUCCCCACAACUCAGAAACCAUUCCCAGUGCCCCUCUGGCUUCACCCGAGCAGGAAAUAGAGCAUUACGACAUCGACAAUGCCAGCAGCAUCGCCCCUUCGGACGCCGACAUCAUCCAACACUACAAGCAGUUCCGUAGCCACACCCCCAAAUUUUCCAUCCAGAGGCACAGCCCCCUGGGCUUCGCCAGGCAGUCCCCCAUGCCCUUGGGAGCCAGCAGCUUGACCUACCAGCCUUCCUACAGUCAAGGUCUGAGAUCCAGUUCCCUCAGUCACUCGGCUUGCCCGACUCCCAACCCUCUGUCUCGACACAGUCCAGCCCCUUUCUCCAAGUCCUCCACUUUCUACAGGAACAGCCCAGCGAGGGAACUGCAUCUCCCUAUGAGGGAGGGAAACACUUUGGAGAUGCAUGGUGACGCGUGCCAGCCCGGCAUCCUCAACUACGCCGCGAGGCUGGGAAGGAGAGGCAAGAGUCCUCAGGCCGUGGCGUCGCAUGGCUCUAGACCGGGGAGUCGCCUGAAGCAGCCCACUGGGCAGGUCCCCCUGGAAUCUUCUCCGCCAGUAGGGCUCUCCAUUGAAGAGGUGGAGAGGCUCAACACGCCCCGGCCCAGAAACCCAAGUAUCUGCAGUGCAGACCACGGGAGGUCUUCUUCAGAAGAGGACUGCAGAAGGCCCCUGUCCAGAACGCGGAAUCCGGCGGAUGGCAUCCCGGCUCCAGAAUCUUCUUCUGAUAGUGACUCGCACGAGUCUUUCACUUGCUCAGAAAUGGAGUAUGACAGGGAAAAGCCCAUGGUGUAUACUUCCAGGAUGCCCAAAUUAUCUCAAGUCAAUGAAUCGGAUGCAGAUGAUGAAGAUAAUUAUGGAGCCAGACUGAAGCCUAGAAGGUACCACGGCCGCAGGGCUGAGGGAGGACCCGUGGGCGCACAGGCAGCAGCAACACCGGGGGUCGCUGACAGCACACUGCCCUUGAAGCUUGGGCAGCAAGCAGGGAAUUUCAACUGGGACAGCCUUUUGAACUGGGGCCCUGGUUUCGGCCAUUAUGUAGAUGUUUUCAAAGAUUUGGCAUCUCUUCCAGAAAAAGCAGCAGCUAAUGAAGAAGGCAAAGGUGGCACAACCAAGGCAGCCCCCAAAGAUGUGGAGGCAGAACAGUACGUGUGA